This is a messenger RNA of Pocillopora damicornis (cauliflower coral), 1538 nucleotides long. RefSeq names its product ubiquitin-like-conjugating enzyme ATG3. Lineage: Eukaryota; Metazoa; Cnidaria; Anthozoa; Scleractinia; Pocilloporidae. The record is from RefSeq and is a predicted model, not a curated record. Gene Ontology annotation, cellular component: cytosol; phagophore assembly site. Gene Ontology annotation, biological process: glycophagy; nucleophagy; autophagy of mitochondrion. Gene Ontology annotation, molecular function: Atg8-family ligase activity.
UUCCUUGCUACAAGCGAUGCAAGGAAAUGGAACACCAAGAGGAAAAUGAAGCAAUUGUUGAACCAGACGAAGACGGAGGCUGGGUAGACACCCACCAUCACCUCGAUCCAAGUGGGGAGCAAGCUGUCACUGGUACUCAGGAGUCGUUUGCAGAGAUGACACUUGAAUCUGACAAGGGCACAAAAGAUGUAACACCAGUAGAUAAUGAUGAUGAUGAAGAAGAUGAUGAUGAGGAGGCAGUGGAUAUGGAAGCUUUUGAAGAAAGUGGAAUGCUUGAAAGUGAUGAGGCUACCUUGUCAAUUAAACCAACUUCUAAGGCUGAGUCAGGGGCGGAGGGAGCCACAGAUGCAAAUGCCUCUGGUGGAAUUCUACAAACAAGAACUUACGACAUGUACAUUACAUAUGACAAAUAUUAUCAGACGCCACGACUGUGGCUGUUUGGUUACAAUGAGAACCGAGAACCCCUUGCAGUAGAAGAGAUGUAUGAGGAUAUGAGUCAGGACCAUGCAAAAAAAACAGUGACAUUGGAGGCUCAUCCUCAUUUGCCAAUGACCAUGGCAUCUGUUCAUCCUUGUAGACAUGCUGACGUAAUGAAGAAGAUCAUACAGACAGUCGCUGAUGGCGGAGGAGAGCUUGGAGUUCAUAUGUAUCUACUCAUCUUUCUCAAAUUUGUCCAGGCUGUGAUACCCACAAUAGAGUACGACUAUACGAGACACUUCACCAUGUGAUCUUGAACCAAAUCAACUGAAUUGAACCCUUUAACCCUUUAAACCCUAAGAGAGAUCAGCAUCUAUUUUCUCCUAACAAUAAUACAGCUGAAUCGUUCAUUAAGAUCAUGAGAAAAAAUAAAAUGCUCACCAACUAAAGAAAUUUUGAUUGUUAAACAAAUUCUCCUUGUCAGUACCAAACGAAAUGCACAGAGAAGAGUUGGAAGAAUAUAAAUACUGAUGUUAGGGUGUAAAGGGUUAAACUCCUGUGAGUAACCAAGACAAAAUUACUCUUUAGAUGACACUGAAGAAAAAUAUCAAUCAGGGGAUCAUUAGUUGAUUUCAUACCAAAUUCUCCAAACUAACAUCAUAAGAACUGUUUGGCAGACAGUAAGGAGAAUUAUUAAUGAAGUAUUGAGAAUGAAAGGGUUAAGAUUCUUGAAGUAGAGCAUAUUUUCAAUAGCUGUGGUAGAGGUUUCGUGGCAGUAAAGAAAUAAUUAUGAAAUAUUGCCUCGUUUACAAAAAUUCAUUUUACUAUUGAUUCCUCUUAAUGUGCGUUUUGCUUUCCACUUUAGGAAAGAUUACACGAAAGUAUUUUAUAAAGCAAAAAGUAAAAUAGUGUACUUGUUACAAGAACUUCAACUCCUGAAGGUUACAAGCUAAUGUUCGUAAAUUAGUAUGAACAAAAUCUGUUUGAGCAGUGAAACAUGAAUAAGCCUCCUUUGAAUAGUUGCAUGCAGGAAUAGGUCCUAUUUAAAAACUGAGAUAUAAUCAGACACACAGGUUCCGAAGAAAGUCACAUAUUUUGAAAUAAAAGUUAUAGAAAUAUUA